Molecule: messenger RNA, 2043 nt
Organism: Arvicanthis niloticus (Nile rat)
Lineage: Eukaryota; Metazoa; Chordata; Mammalia; Rodentia; Muridae
Gene: Lpcat2
Product: lysophosphatidylcholine acyltransferase 2
Cellular component (GO): endoplasmic reticulum
Molecular function (GO): calcium ion binding; 1-acylglycerophosphocholine O-acyltransferase activity; lysophosphatidic acid acyltransferase activity
Source: RefSeq, a predicted model, not a curated record
GCAGAAGCCAGGAGUGGCGCCUGGGGCUGGGAGUCUGGGGUUCUCGGGUUGAGGCUGUUCUGCAGCGUGAAUUCUGCCGCUCACUUCGGGUCCCCGGCUUUGCUCGGGUCGGGCACCGGGAUCCGUCAUGAACCGAUGCGCCGAGGCCGCAGCGGUGGCGGCUACUGUGCCGGGUUCGGGCGUCGGGGACGCCGGGCUACGACCACCCAUGGUACCCCGCCAGGCGUCCUUCUUCCCGCCGCCGGUGCCCAACCCCUUCGUCCAGCAGACGAGAAUCAGUGCGGCCCGACGGCUGCAGAUGAUUCUUCUUGGAAUUAUUCUGCUUCCAGUCCGAGCUCUACUGGUUGGAUUAAUUUUGCUACUGGCAUGGCCAUUUGCUGUAAUUUCAACAGCAUGCUGCCCUGAAAAGCUGACCCAUCCAAUAAGCGAUUGGAGGAGGAAGAUCACUCAGCCUGCCUUGAAGUUCCUGGGCCGUGCCAUGUUCUUCUCAAUGGGGUUUACGGUUACCGUGAAAGGAAAGGUUGCAAGCCCCCUGGAAGCCCCCAUUUUUGUCGUUGCUCCUCAUUCCACGUUCUUCGACGGGAUUGCCUGUGUAGUAGCUGGGCUGCCUUCUCUGGUGUCACGGAACGAGAAUGCACAGACCCCUCUGGCUGGCAGGUUGUUACGGGCUUUGCAGCCAGUUUUGGUAUCCCGCCUUGACCCGGAUUCCAGAAAAAAUACAAUCAAUGAAAUAAAAAGGAGAGCGACUUCUGGGGGGGAGUGGCCCCAGAUACUAGUUUUCCCAGAAGGUACUUGUACUAAUCGCUCCUGUUUGAUUACUUUUAAACCAGGAGCCUUCAUCCCAGGAGUUCCAGUGCAGCCCGUCCUCCUCAGAUAUCCGAACAAGCUGGAUACUGUGACCUGGACAUGGCAAGGAUAUACAUUCAUCCAGCUGUGUGUGCUCACCUUCUGCCAACUCUUCACGAAGGUGGAAAUUGAGUUUAUGCCUGUUCAAGCACCAAGCGAGGAAGAAAAGAAUGAUCCUGUCCUUUUUGCCAGUAGAGUCCGGAAUUUAAUGGCAGAAGCUUUGAAAAUACCAGUAACGGAUCACACGUAUGAAGACUGCAGGCUGAUGAUCUCAGCAGGGCAGCUCACGUUGCCUAUGGAGGCCGGGCUGGUAGAAUUCACCAAGAUUAGCCGGAAACUGAAAUUAGACUGGGAUGGCAUCCGGAAGCACUUGGAUGAAUAUGCAUCUAUUGCAAGCUCCUCCAAGGGGGGCAGAAUCGGAAUCGAGGAGUUUGCAGAAUACUUGAAGCUACCUGUGUCUGAUGUCCUGAGACAACUUUUUGCACUCUUUGACAGGAAUAAUGAUGGCAGUAUUGACUUCCGAGAGUAUGUGAUCGGCCUGGCUGUCUUGUGCAACCCUGCCAAUACAGAAGAGAUCAUUCAGGUGGCAUUUAAGCUCUUUGAUGUUGAUGAGGAUGGCUACAUAACAGAGGAGGAGUUUUGCACCAUUCUGCAGGCUUCUCUUGGAGUGCCCGACCUUAAUGUUUCUGGUCUCUUCAGAGAAAUUGCUCAAGGGGACUCUGUUUCCUAUGAGGAAUUCAAAAGUUUCGCCCUAAAGCACCCAGAAUAUGCCAAGAUAUUUACAACGUACUUAGACCUCCAGACAUGCCAUGUAUUUUCAUUGCCUGAAGAAGUCCAGACAGCUCCCUCUGUUGCUAGUAAUAAAGUCAGUCCUGAGAGCCAAGAGGAGGGCACAUCAGACAAAAAGGUUGACUGAGCCAAUGUUCCCAGUGAGGGAAGGCGACACGGGAAAGGUGUUGACCACGCUGCGAAUGUGCUUGUCAGUUAAUGUUGUUCACAAUAGAAAGCUUUUUUACUAAAAUGACAUAUUUUCUUCCUAAAAUGUUUUUUAUUAACCUGCCUGUAUCAAGUAAGUUCCUUUUGUCUUAAUACAUCGUACUCUACUGGUUGUCUUGACUGAUGAUAAGUGCUGUAUAUUUUUGAUGAAUUUUUCAGUUUAAUUUUCAUAAUAAAUAAAUCCAUCGGUCUUACUCUGUA